Aphanomyces invadans is the source of this 3767-nucleotide messenger RNA. RefSeq lists its product as hypothetical. The transcript has 3 exons. Lineage: Eukaryota; Oomycota; Saprolegniomycetes; Saprolegniales; Verrucalvaceae. The record is from RefSeq and is a predicted model, not a curated record. The coding region runs from base 46 to 1983 and encodes 645 amino acids.
GCUGGUUCCACAGGCUGGUUGCGUCGUGGCGCUCACUCGCUCGUCAUGCGGCGGAGCGGUGCCGCUGGGAUCAUGGGUCCCUCGUCGACAAGUUUGAGUCUCGCUACACAUACUCUCCUUGCGACACCGACUCCGCCCGAGCUCACGUUCUCAAGGUCAACGAGCCCGAAGUCAAAGAAACUAGCAUUGCAUCACCACAACCUGCAAUAUGCACCGUCGCCUGCGCUGUUCACUCACUCGGCAGCAUCUCAAGGCGAUAUAAUUCGCCAGGGCAAUCCCGUCGAGACUCACGGUCUCUUGAACGUGUCGGUGAACGAACAUGACGACGACAACGAGGACGAGCGCGCCGCCGCCGCCAUACACCAUCAUUUCUUCCGCCUCCUCAAGUCGCGUACGCGAAGUGUUGCCGAGAACGAAGACCUCCAGGAUUGGCUCCUUCAAACGUACAAUGCGGCAUACAUGACCCUUUUGAGCCUUAGCCACGGGAACGCACGGUGCUUCCGCGACCUCAUCUUCUCCAUGUCGGUGCUGUCGCGCACCGCCACCGACUACGUCGUGCGGCAGGACGAGACGCCCACGGGCUCUGUGUUCAUCGUGAUGUCGGGACAGUGCACUGAGAUCAUCCGCCGCCACCGCUUCAACAUUGCAAAUGCAGCCUCGUUCUCCGCGCAAACGGCAUUGCCACGUCAACCAGCCUCCGACGUUGCCGCCACGGACGCGACAUCAUCCAACGGGGACGACCUUACGUGGCGCACGCUUCGCUCUGGCGACGUGUUUGGGCUCGAAUCCAUUUACUUUCAGUUCCCGCACCAUUACAUUUCCCUUCGCGCGGACGGGUGUGUCGAGCGGAAUCGCAUCGGCGUCUCGACGUUACACCCGACGCACCUUCUCGUCCUUCCAGCCUACCCCCGCGACAAAGUCGCCCUCUGCUCUUCCAUCUCUACGACAAGCGCGCGAUCUUCGACGGGUGCCAUGUCCCCCACGAGUGGCAUGUUGUCGGUGGCAUCCACUGCCAGCCGCGUUGGUUCCACCUUCCUCGAACAAGUCUUCCUCCUUCGGUCGCUGCCCCAUGCAUCGAUCGAAUUCCUUGCGUCCCACCUCACGAUCCUCCACGUGACCAAGAACGAAUACCUCUACACCGCGGGCCAACCGCCGUCCAUUUACUUUGUUUUGUCGGGGGAGCUCUGCGUGUACACGGUCGAGGACGUUGUGAUUACCACUGACGGCGAGAGCGAGGUAGUCACGCGGCGGGUGGAGCUCCAAAUCCUCAAAGCGUACGACUGCACCGGUCUAGCCGAAGUGUGCUUGAAUCAAACGGGGUUCCACAACUACUGCGUCGCCGCCGUCGACGCGUCCGUGUACAUUUUGCCAACGUACGCGCUGUUUGCGGUGGUCAAGGGCGGGAUGCCCGUCCUGGACGUGUUUGUCCAGUACUUCACACGGCAGCGCACUUGGUACAAGCUGCGGCGCUUCACUGCGCUCAACCAUUACAACAAGCGCGUCGACUACAGGCUGACGCCAGGAAUGCAACGAAAGGGGCCGAUUCCGUGCCCGCGGUGCGGUCUCCCCGGCCACAUGAGCGAUUCGCUCGUGUGCAAACAAAAUGCGCAUGGCGACACGGUCGAUGUCGACCCCCGAACACUGACUUCGACCGCCGCCGCCGACGCGGUGUCGCCGCGUCGGCCACCGUCUGUCCGGAAUGCAUUUCUCCACCGCCGCAUGACAGCGUCCGAACGAGACGUCAUGCUCGACGAGUCGGGCCUCCAGUCCGAGCUGGACGUUGCCGACGGCGCAGGGUCGAUUGAAAAAGCGCUGCGCCGCAUGGACCGCGCGCUCGGGCUCCUCGUCCCGUCCAAGACUUUCCACAUUCGCCGAAAGUCCAAAGCCAAGGUCGACGCGCCGAUUCUGACCAACUCGCCGUCGACACCCAAGACCCUUCCCACCAUGAUCACGCGAUCGAGGCCCAAGCUGCCCGCCGGAUGAGCUUCCACGCGGGAUCCCUGAAACAUCCUGGGGAAGCAUGGGAUGGUCGAGCUUGGUACUAGUUUUCUCGCUCGUUAGGAAUACAUCGAGGCCGCAGCGUUCGAAUUCGUCAUCACCGUCCUCCAGUCUUGCGUUUCUUGGACUUGGUCGACGGCGCCGUCGCCAUCGGCGGUGGUGGUCGUGCCUUCAUGCAAUCAAAGAUGCUGGACACGUCAUCCUCGUCAAACGACGGCGCUUCGUGGUUCCAUGUCGUCACGGGGGACGCGGGAAGGUACUUCAACCACGCUCCGUCUUCGUCGUCGAUCGAGAUCACAUCGACUGCCGCGGCCGGAUCGUCUGGACAGGGUGGCGGCCGUGGCUCGACCAUGUCAAACUCGUCCUCGGGCUCGUCGUACACAACGUUGUCCGUGAUAAGAGUAAACCCCGGCGGGUACAUCGCUCCCUACACAGGACACGCAUCAAGUCGUCGAUUCUUGCCGUCGACGCACCGGCCACGACGACUCGUACGGGACUUCCAGCACAUGCACCGAUCCGGCAGACGACACGACAAUCAGGUUUUCUCUCGUUGGGUGCCAAGCCACGGCGACCAACUCGCCGGCGAAGCGAUGGUCGUGGUACAUGUUGCCUUCAUUGCGGUCGUCGUCGUCAGUUGGGUCUUUGGACCGGCAUCGCCACAUGAACAUGCCUUUCUCCCCGACAAAAAGACCACGGGGCUGGGGAAUCCCGAGCACAAACUGGCGGUCGGGACUCUUGCUAGCCAUGAUCCAUGGCGCGCGGACUGCCGCGCCGGCUGUGUACACCCGGCCUUCCUCCAUCCACGGCGCGUGACGAAGCAAUAGCACCUCAUGUACUCCCUUCGUCGACGGCACUAAGAGACUCGUCGCGUCCACGUACAAAUCGACGCUCGAAAUGACGACGGACGGCAGCGACAACCCCCCCAAGACCUCGAACGUGUGUGGGUUCAACAUCGCAAUGCUUCCUUUCAUGGAAACCACAAAGAUGACGUCCGAUCCAAAUUUGGCCAUCACGACGGGGGCAGUGCUCCGUGUCGAUGGAACCGACGGAGCCGACGAAGCGGAAGGCGCACCGCCGUCGCCUUGGCCCACCGACGCGAAGAUGGGGACUGUGUCGAUGGUGACUGUGUGAAAAUGCAGGCGCAUUGCGUUGCUGGGGUCGAUAUAGUGUAGAGUUGUUGCGCCGUUGGCGCUCGCGUCGAUGGCGGAGGUAGUCCAUGAGAUGGUCUGGAGGUCGCCGCUCGCACACGACAACAAAACGGAUCUCGCAGCAGUGGAAAUGUCGAUGGGGGUGAAGCUUGUGAACAUUGAGAGAGGCGCAAACGCGAUAUGAGUCGCCAUGGAUUCGCAUGCCACGGCCGCAAGUAGCGUCGACGUCUCCACCUCCCACAGCAGGAGCGUUCCCUUCCUCGCCGACCCUGACGCGGCUUUCAACUCACACGCGACAGCAAGGAUUCGUCCAUCUGGAGACCACGCGCAGGACGUCGCCUGCUUGAUAUCUGGGAUCGACGACGACACCUUCUUGGGACCGAGCUCGCGGAUGAUGUUGGGAAUCGAUGAAAAGUCCCACAGGAUCACGAGCCCUUCCUUUUCGCCGACACUAAGAAGCGUGCCCCACGGAUUGAACGCGAGACACGUAGCCUUCUCCGCGCCAUCGAUCUCUUGCCAUUGCCCUCCGCAGACUCCCAAGCUCUCCGUGGGAUUCACGCGGACUGGGCGGCACACGGCGCGCACCAAUGCCACAUUCAUGGAAUGGUGCCUAAACACAAG